AUGCCGAGCUCCUGCAAAGAAAUCCGCGCCGCGCUUGCGCAGUGCCUCCAGGAAUCCGACUGCAUCAUGGUGCAGCGCCACACGGCCGCCGAGUGUCUGCGCGAGCCGCUGUCCAGCACGCUGUCGCCGCACUGCCAGCAGCUCAAGAAGGGCUUUGGCGAGUGCCGCCGCGGCAUGAUCGACAUGCGCAAGCGCUUCCGCGGGAACCAGCCGGCCGGCGCCAAGGCCCUGCAGGCCAACGCCACGCCGGCACCGGGCACCAUUAGCGGCACGACCGAGUCGACCGAGACGGCGUCCGUCGCCGGAUAUCAGCUGUACGCCGGCCGGUCGGCCUUUGCGGGCGCCGUCAAGGUCACGUCCGGCAACGAGAAGGAGCCGCCCGACUGGCGCGAGCUGGAAAACGAACAGUACCGCCGCGAUCAGGCCGCCAAGAAGAAGCUAUGA
Molecule: messenger RNA, 444 nt
Organism: Grosmannia clavigera kw1407
Lineage: Eukaryota; Fungi; Ascomycota; Sordariomycetes; Ophiostomatales; Ophiostomataceae
Product: cytochrome c oxidase assembly protein
Exons: 2
Coding region: 1-444 (147 amino acids)
Biological process (GO): mitochondrial respiratory chain complex IV assembly
Cellular component (GO): mitochondrion
Source: RefSeq, a predicted model, not a curated record